AUGCCCGGCAUUGACCUCGCUGGCACGUCUCCAGUCUCGCCAGAGCACUUGGAUCGGCCGUUAUUUAAGUCCCACAAGUCACUGCCUCGAAAAUCCGAUCUGGCGCCGAAGAAUGGCCAAGGCAUCCACAUAUCCACCGACCAAAAUGUCCCCCCUUCAAAAGGAGCUGCACUGGCUACGGCUCCCGCCCUCCCUCUGACUCCCCCCGGCAUGAGUCAAGACAAGACGCCUACCGCAAGCGAUUCAGAAUUGCCUCGAGGCGCUCCUUCUCAGUCCGUGAAUGAUAUAAUGACACCUUCCAAGCCCUCGCAUCCCCCAACUCCAGAAACGACACCACCGAGACUCACUCCCCAACGUCCGGGUAUCAAUCCGGUGGGUCAGACGCCCUCUUCGUCCCGAGCGGAGUCGUUCCAAACCGCCUACGAGAUAAUUUCCGACGGCGAAACUGAGAGGCCUCGUCGCUCCUCUCAAUCCCUUCGGCGCUCCGCAAGACAGAGAACGCCGUCUAAGAACGGGCCCUUGGAGCAACCAACCGAUGCAAAUUCCGGGCGGGAAGAUAAGAAGUCGGAAUACUCUGAAAUGCCUGCGCCACCAUCUCGACGAAAGAAACGUUCGGAAGACCGUAUCCCGAUCGCGCUUGAUCCGUCAGAGCCUUCGGAUCCUCGCCAUGUGAACGAAGCGGAUGCGAAUGCUCAUAACAGUUUGGAGGUUCCGCGAACGCGCGUGAGCAGUCUGAGGGAGCGAGUCCACGACUCGCCCGGCCCUAACGCUAGCCCGUCGAUGGAUCACUUCCGUGAACAGAUCGGCUGGCCGUCUGGGGAACGUCCACCGGACCCCGUCGACUCCGACGAUACUCGCCGACACUCAGGCGUGUCCACGUCGUCGACCGUCGGAGCCAUGAUCAUCGACUCGCCACAGCCGACCAAGCCAACCCUCCGCCACAGCGAGAAGAGAGUUUCGUUGCGAUCCGCCAGUUCCCCCGUGACGCGCUCGGAACGUUCUUCGCUGGUUUCAAACCCUGAUUCCCAUCGUCGAUUGGUUCACAAAAUCGCGCGCAUCACGGAGAAUGACCGCAGAAGCAUCGCAUCGGACAUUUCGGCCUCGGGAAGCUCAACCUUGGGGGUUCCUCGGCAGCAUUACGAGGUAGUUCCGGUGGUUGUCAUUCCCGACCGACGCUCUUCGCUCAAAUCUUCGACCUCUACGAGCAGAACCCCUUCGAAGACCAGCUCUUCCCGGCGAUCAAGUCGGCGUGCACCACCUACCUCGACCAGUCGACCGGGGUCAAUCGAUGUUCCUCGCACGAAAAAGCGCACCAUGUCUGAUUCAAGCGGCACGACUCGCCGUCCAAGCGUAGACUCCCGAGGUCGCAGUCUCGCGCGGCCGGUCAUUCCUCCCCGCAGCUCGUCCUUGUCAGCACCCACGAGCCAGAACAACUCCCGGUCUACGUCACUCACUUCGGAGAGCCUUCGGAAUCAUACCCUGGCGAUGGAUCUUGAAGCGCAGAACAUACCUGCUGAGCUACCGGUUUCGGCCCCGGCCCCUGUGAAGAAGGCUCGUGGUCCCGGCGUGGUCCCGGAUGUCGCUCCCAAAACUCAUUCUAUCUUGAUUGGGGUGGAGGAUAUGUCUCACUUGCGUCCGCCGUCAGCACCUUUCACGGCCAUCUCGAUCCCAUCGUCAUCCCCGGGGCCAGUCGAGAUCAACGAAGCCACAACUGUGCUUUUCUUCCCCCAUAAUAACGAAUCCCUGUUGCUAGUCGAUCCACAGAUGCAGUCUGUACAUCACGGGCGGUUGCCCCGAAUGGCUUAUCGAAGCAGUCUUGGAAAACCGCGAACCCCUGAAGUGCAAACGCCAGAUAGAUCCGAUUCGGGUGAGAUGGGCUCGCCAUUGAAGAAUCCUCGCCGGCCACCGAAACCACCCGUUCACGACUCUGACAAUCCAUUGAUGCCGGUGGACGUGGUGGAUCCUCAACCGGGCGAACCGCAGAAUACUCAGGACACCCAUGACCAUCCCCAGCCCACUCCCCGACAUGGCGCUCGGCGCUCUUGGCGAGUGCGGCCCGGAUCUGAAUCCUUCAAUUCGUUUACGCGAUCCCUGUCGCUGAAGUCGGCGAAGAAUCGUAAAUCUGGGAAAGAAAUCGACGACAAGCUCCAACCUUUCUGGCGACCUCGACGAUUCUGGGAAGACUCCUCUGAGACGGAAGGCGAUUCUCCUCGGGAUGAGACUCCCCAAGCUUCUCGAUCGGAAACAGACCAGGUGAUCAAGAACUCGCUCGGAAUGCCUCAACCGCGAGUGGCCUUCGAAGGACCGCCAAUCUCUCGCCGCAGCCCCGACCCAAAACGACGAUUCGACGGGACGCCGGCCCGUCGGAGUGCCCUCGUGGGCAGCGGAGUGUUCACGCCCGAGGCCCUGUAUUCUCAGACCUCGCUUCACCAGCGACACUUCCGAUCCCUUUCGUGGUGGCGAUUGCGGUUCCGCUUUGGCAACGCACGAGACUUCCGUCGACGCCUGAGGCGCCAACUGCAAAGACGCGCGGAGGGCAAACGCGAGGCCCGACGAGAACGACUCAAGCAGAGCAUUGGGGAGGCGGUUUUUGUGGAUUCCAGCACCCAAACACGGAGUAUGAUCCAGUGA
Molecule: messenger RNA, 2631 nt
Organism: Aspergillus affinis
Lineage: Eukaryota; Fungi; Ascomycota; Eurotiomycetes; Eurotiales; Aspergillaceae
Exons: 1
Coding region: 1-2631 (876 amino acids)
Source: RefSeq, a predicted model, not a curated record